AAUGCUGUUUGCGGAUGAUUUUGUCGGUAUGUCGGACACCCCUGAGGGACUGCAACUGCAAAUUGACGCGGCGAAGAAGUUUACUGAUAAGUGGAGAUUGUCUGCCAACGUUCAGAAGAGUGCCGUCAUGGUAUGCAACGGGAACAAGGCGGAACCAGUAGAACAUAGAUGGAAGUGGGGGAUCGAGGAGAUUGCAGUAGUGGACCAGUACACAUACCUCGGAGUAGAGAUCGCAAAAGACUGCUCGUGGAAUGCACACAUGUCCAAGGUAGCGGAAAAGGGCAAAGCACGAGCAGGGAAGCUGCACCCAAUACUCGGAAACCGGCACCUCGAUACACGCAUCAAAUUGACGGUUUUGAAGAGCGUAAUCGUACCGCCGCUAGAGUACGCCGGAGAAGUAUGGGAAGGAAAUAAGAAGGUAGUGAAAGAACUCGAGGCGGCGCAGAUGAAAGCAGCGAAAACCAUCCUAGGAUGCUCCAGGCGCACAAGUAAUGCAGCCGUGAGGGCAGAAUUGGGGAUCCAAUCCCUACGGUCGGGAAGAGACGCGAGGAAGCUGACCUGGCAGUAUCGCAUGUGCGGGAUGGGAGAGGAGAGGUUGCCGAGAAUUGUAUGGGAGGCGAAGUGGGCAAACAAAAAGAGGGGUAGACAACCCACGGAAUGGGUCAAGGUUGUAGAGGACGUAUGGAAGGGGCUCGACAUCGACGAAGAUGAAACGCUGGAAACGGAGGGUCUACAGGGGUUCAAGGAGAAGAUAUCUGUUGCUUGUGCCGAAAGAGAAGAACAUAAUUCGAGGAAAGAAUCCACGGAUGAGGAGGGUCUAGAAGUGUACGGAAUGUUGAGGAAUGG
This is a messenger RNA of Ectocarpus sp. CCAP 1310/34, 846 nucleotides long. The record is from the annotation of a GenBank genome assembly. NCBI's taxonomy places the organism in Eukaryota, Phaeophyceae, Ectocarpales, Ectocarpaceae.